Pangasianodon hypophthalmus (striped catfish) is the source of this 830-nucleotide messenger RNA. Its product is annotated as protein NLRC3-like. The record is from RefSeq and is a predicted model, not a curated record. The transcript has a single exon. The annotation marks the transcript as partial. NCBI's taxonomy places the organism in Eukaryota, Metazoa, Chordata, Actinopteri, Siluriformes, Pangasiidae.
AGCUGAAUUUGAUGAAGCAGAAAAAUCUCAGUCUGAUGAAUCUUCUUCAUCGCUUUUUCCCAGAAAUGAGAAAACUACAAUUAAUAGACUCCUACAAAGUGGUGUUGAUCUUUGAUGGUCUGGAUGAGUGUCGACUUCCUCUAAAUUUCCAGAACAAUGAGAGAUUAUGUGAUGUGACGGAGUCAGCCUCAGUGGAUGUGCUGCUGACAAACCUCAUCAAGGGGAAUCUGCUUCCCUCUGCUCUCCUCUGGAUAACCACUCGACCAGGAGCAGCCAAUCAGAUCCCUCCUGAGUGUGUAGACCAGGUAACAGAGGUACGAGGCUUCAGUGAUCCUCAGAAAGAGGAGUACUUCAGGAAGAGGAUUAGUGAUCAGAGCCUGGCCAAUAAAAUCAUCACACACAUGAAGUCUUCAAGAAGCCUCUACAACAUGUGCCACAUCCCAGUCUUCUGCUGGAUUUCAGCCACUGUUCUAGAGAGAAUGUUGGUUGAAGCAGAGAGUGGAGAGAUCCCCAAGACUCUGACUCAAAUGUUCACACACUUUCUGAUCUUUCAGAUCAAACACAAGGACCAAAAGUACCAUCAGAACUGUGACCCUGAUCCUCAGCAGACCAGAGAGAGUAUCCUGGCACUGGGAAAACUGGCUUUCCAACAGCUGGAGAAAGGAAACCUGAUCUUCUAUGAGGAAGACCUGAGAGAGUGUGGCAUUGAUGUCAGAGAAGUGUCAGUGUACUCAGGAGUGUGUACCCAAAUCUUCAGAGAGGAGUCUGGGCUUCACCUGGGGAAGGUGUUCAGCUAUGUACAUCUGAGUGUUCAGGAGUUUUUGGCUGCU